AUGACGUCAGGGACGAGGAUGCCGACGUGGAGGGAGAGAGAGAACAACAAGAGGAGAGAGAGACGUCGUAGAGCUAUCGCAGCGAAGAUCUUCACUGGCUUGCGAAUGUACGGUAACUACGAGCUUCCUAAGCAUUGUGACAACAACGAAGUGCUUAAAGCACUUUGCAACGAAGCUGGUUGGAUCGUCGAACAAGAUGGCACUACUUACCGCAAGGGGAGUAGUAGACCAGUAGAGCGUAUGGAGAUUAAUUCAGCAACGACGAGUCAAUGUGCUUCUUACAUUCCUAGUCCAGCCUCAUCCAACUUCAUGAGCCCUGGAGAUGGACAAUCACUCAUCCCAUGGCUAAAACAUCUCUCAACAACCUCAUCGAGUCUCCCUAAUAAUUACCUCUACAUCCCUGGAGGCUCUAUAAGCGCUCCUGUAACCCCUCCUUUAAGCUCUCCAACAUCUCGUACCCCUGAUCAUAAUUGGCAACAACAAAUCAACAACUCUUUCUUUGUUUCCUCAACACCUCCUAGUCCCACUAGGCAGCAGCAGACCGUUCCUGACUCUGAAUGGUUCUCAGGGAUUCAACUAGCACAAAGCGUUCCAGCUUCACCAACGUUUAGUCUUGUUUCAAGAAACCCUUUUGGGUUUAAAGAAGAUCAGUUGGCAUCUGGUGGGUCGAGGAUGUGGACGCCAAGUCAAAGCGGGACUUGCUCACCGGCGCCUAUUCAGACAGGAGAUGUUCCAAUGUCUGAAGCUGUUGCUCCUCCUCCUCCUCUUCCAGAGUUUGCGUUUGGGAGGAGUAACACAGAAGGGUUAGUGAAGGCUUGGGAAGGAGAGAGGAUACAUGAAGAGAGUGGUUGUGAUGAUCUUGAGCUCACUCUUGGAAACUCAAGCACUAGGUAAUUGGAAAAACCGGUUCAACCAAACCAAAUCUCAUAUGUCGUUUUAAUUUUAUUUUCUUAAGGCUCAAACACAGCUUUUAAAAUAUUCGUUUAUUUGUAACCAGCUAACCAAUCUUAAACCCGGUUUGUAUGGUUCUAAUCAGAUUAUGUUGUUUACAUUUUUCGGGUUUAUGUUAACAGUUACUGACUCACAAAUCACGUUAUUGUUUCAUAUCAU
Molecule: messenger RNA, 1110 nt
Organism: Eruca vesicaria subsp. sativa (arugula)
Lineage: Eukaryota; Viridiplantae; Streptophyta; Magnoliopsida; Brassicales; Brassicaceae
Source: the annotation of a GenBank genome assembly